Molecule: messenger RNA, 1570 nt
Organism: Schistosoma guineensis
Lineage: Eukaryota; Metazoa; Platyhelminthes; Trematoda; Strigeidida; Schistosomatidae
Source: the annotation of a GenBank genome assembly
GCCGCGUACUGACUUGAAUUCCAAGGUCGUGCGGAUCCAAAAUCGCUGUUCACAUCAGUCUAUUUUUGCUCAGUUAGUGACUUCUGAACUGAAGUCUAUACUCUGAGGUGUCCCUCGUAUCUCUACUUAUCUAUCUCAUGACCACUCCAAUAACAUCUUGUAUGAACGAAUCAGAGUUUUCAGAAGUCUACCCGCCAUCUGAGGAUUCCUAUUUAUUUUUGGAUGCUUUGGAGUUGGAUUCUGGAUUUUUGUCCGAAUUGAGGCCCACUUUAACUCUUGAAGUUGGAAGCGGUAGUGGAGUUAUCAGUGCAUUCUUUUGCUCAUCCAUUUCAAAACCACUCUUCCACAUAUGCACCGACAUAUCCCUCACUGCAUGUUACGCUUCUCUACGUGUGCUAAACGUAAAUGUUCCUAGUACAUCGGUGACAUAUGAUGUAAUUAAUUGUUCGUUAGCAACUCCCCUCUUGUCUAGACUAUAUAAAAGUGUGGAUUUAAUCAUGUUUAAUCCUCCCUAUGUACCGACAACGUCAGACGAACACAAAGCUGCUAGUUCGACUAUAGUUGCCUCAUGGUCUGGUGGGCGACUGGGAAGAGAAGUAAGACUACUUUGCUGGUUUUUUGGUUCAGUUAAAAGUUUUAAACUUGUCGUUCCGAAUCUUCCUGCAGGCAUAAGCAUAUUUUUGGUGUUUUUUCGGUAAACUCAGUGUGUGUAACAAUCGAUUUAAUUUCAUCGGUCUUGAGUCAACAUCACAGAAAUCAAUGGAUAUUACAGAACUUAAUCCAAGUUUAGUAUCUUAUUUGGAUGUUAUGCACUGAAGUCCAUUUCGAACAUCUGUAGCUGUAUUUAGAAAAGUCCACUCUCUGUAUUAGUACUUUCUCAUUAUUCCUUUUGUUGAUAGUUCUGUACUCUGUUAUGUAAUUAUGUUGUAUACCGAAACCGUUAUUCAACAUGAAAAUAUAUUUGAUUGCCUGUUAGACAGUAUCUUAAGGAUGGCAAUGAAUAAAGUAGAAGGUUCAUUUUGGAGAUUAUAUAUGAAAUUACCAAGUGUCGUCUUUCCCUGCAUUUCGAAUUUCCUAUCUGUAAGCACUAAUUUGCUGGCUUAAGUCACUUGCUCCUAAAACUUGUUCUGUUAAUCUGAGAUUAAUAUGAUCUUUUGGAACUCUCACAAAUAAAUGUACUAGAUGUAUUAAACGCUUGCUGAAGAUUUCCCCAUAUUCCUUUAUACCAUAAUUUGCUUGUGGUGUGUCAAAUAAAAUGGUUUAUAUUGUUCGUCCUUCCUUCAACCCCCUUAUUUGUACAUUGCGUUUUCUUAACUGAAUUUCAGGUGAUUGACCCAUUUUUAAGUCAAGCUUAUAAUUUGCUCUCACCGCACGGCUGCAUUUACUUACUGUUAUCGAAAGACAACUGUCCUGAAGAAGUACAUCUUAUGAUGAAAAAGUUGUCUAAUGGAAGAGUCCGUGCAAAAGAAAUUCUUCAUAGACGAGUUCAUAAUGAAUUUUUAACUGUUUUUCGCUAUAGCUGUUGAUAUUUAUAAAUAAACGAAAUAUAAUAACUUGCAUUCCAUUAUGA